Molecule: messenger RNA, 1457 nt
Organism: Glycine soja
Lineage: Eukaryota; Viridiplantae; Streptophyta; Magnoliopsida; Fabales; Fabaceae
Product: enoyl-[acyl-carrier-protein] reductase, mitochondrial
Exons: 8
Coding region: 88-1218 (376 amino acids)
Biological process (GO): fatty acid metabolic process
Cellular component (GO): mitochondrion
Molecular function (GO): trans-2-enoyl-CoA reductase (NADPH) activity
Source: RefSeq, a predicted model, not a curated record
UCUCCUCUAACGACACACUCGCACAAGCACCAUUCCCUGAACCACCGACGGAGCGAGAAAAACUAACCGAGACAGAAAGUGAUCGCAAUGUUGCGACACUUGGGCGUUCACGCGCCGCGUUUGGCCUUCAACUUCAAGUCGAGUUUAAUUCACGGUGGCAGAGGCAAAACAUUAACCACACGCGCAUUCUCGUCCUCCGCCGCCGUAUCGCCGCCGUCGAAGGCGAUCGUGUACGAGGCGCACGGGGAACCGGACACGGUGACGAAGUUGGUGGAGGUUCCAGCGGUGGAAGUGAAAGAAAAAGACGUGUGUGUGAAGAUGCUAGCUGCUCCUAUCAACCCCUCCGAUAUAAAUAGAAUACAGGGCGUUUAUCCGGUGCGGCCAGAACCACCGGCAGUGGGUGGGUACGAAGGCGUUGGAGAGGUUCACUCUGUGGGCUCCUCAGUUACUUCUCUCUCUCCCGGUGACUGGGUUAUUCCCUCUCCACCAUCUUUCGGGACGUGGCAGACUUAUAUUGUGAAUGAUGAGAAAGUUUGGCACAAGAUAGAGAAGGGUGUGCCUAUGGAAUAUGCUGCUACAAUUACAGUUAAUCCCUUGACUGCACUUCUCAUGCUUGAACACUGCGUUACUUUGAACUCAGGUACUGGAGAUGCUAUUGUGCAAAAUGGGGCUACCAGCAUGGUUGGCCAGUGUGUCAUUCAGAUUGCAAAAUCACGUGGCAUUCACAAUAUCAAUAUUAUAAGGGACAGGCCUGGGGUCGACGAAGUAAAAGAAAGGCUUAAGAAUUUGGGUGCUGAUGAAGUUUUCACUGAGAGCGAAUUGGAAGUGAAGAAUGUCAAGAGUCUCCUGGGUGGUAUACCUGAACCUGUUUUGGGAUUUAACUGUGUUGGUGGCAAUGCUGCUUCUCUGGUACUCAAAUUUUUGAGACAGGGAGGAACUAUGGUGACUUAUGGUGGAAUGUCUAAAAAACCUGUCUCUGUGUCAACAUCAUCCUUCAUAUUUAAGGAUAUUUCCUUGAGGGGAUUUUGGCUGCAGAAGUGGUUGAGCACAGAUAAAGCUGAAGAGAGCAGAGGAAUGAUAGACAGACUUUUGAGUCUUGUACAAGAAGGAAAGUUAAAAUACAAGAUGGAUUUGGCUCCAUUUGAGGAUUUCAACACAGCAUUGGAUAAAGCUCUGGGAAAACUUGGGAGCCAACCUAAGCAAGUGAUCAAAUUCUAGACGUGUUGGUGUUGUUUAUACAAUUUUCUGUUAGAUAAAAAAUUGUUCUGGAAUUUCCAAGAAAAAGCAAUCUGGGAAGGAAAAUGACUUUUCAGAGGGAUCUAUAGAUUUGUAGUGCAAGAUAUAAGAAUUAGAUUUAAUUUUGUUAUGCUGUCAACGUAAAGAUUUUUACGCUGUUAAUUAAUAAAAACUCGUGUGCCCCUAUUACUGAGCAUUUAAUUAAUGAGAUUUUGGUCUUA